AUGCAUUUCACCGCAAUACUGCCGCUGGUCCUGUCCAUAGUGGCAUUCGUCCUCUCCUUCCUGGCUCUCUUCGCCGGCCACAAGGAGGGCUUCAUGGAGAACUACGACGUCAUCCGCCUCAACACCUCCGGCCUGGGCCAGAACGUCCUCAACAUCGGUUCCGACCAGCCCGACAACGACGACAACCCCUUCGACAGGAUAGUCGGCAUCGUGCGCAACAAGACAAAUGACAUCAUCAACGACAUCGGCAACGACGUCGCAGACCGCCUCGCCGAGGAGCUGGGCAUCUCCCACUGGUACUCUCUGCACCUGAUGGACGUGUGCCAGGGCGACUUCGCCCCCAACGUGACGGCUCCCAGCACCUGGCUCAACGUCUCCGGCUGCACCCAGCCGAAGCCCGGCCCCAACGUCAACCUCACCAAGAUGCUGGACCAGGAGCUCUCCGUCGGCCCCCUGCGUCUGAGCCUGGCCGAUCUCGACUGGCCCGAAACCAUCGAGGACGCCCUGGACAAGGUCAACAAGGCGCUGCUGAGCAUCUUCGUCCUCUACGUCCUGGGCAUCGGCUUCUCCGGUCUCGCCAUCCUCGGCUCCCUCGCCGCCAUCUUCCUCGGCUUCAGCAAGGGCGUGACGAUAGUCAACUUCGUCUUCGCCAUCCUGGCGGCCAUCGUCCUGUUCGCGGGUAGUCUGGUGACGACCAUCGGCGCCAGGGAGGGCGCGAAGCAAAUCAACGACUUGGGCGACGACAUUGGCCUCUCGGCUAAUGUUGGUACCAAGUUUAUGAUCAUCUCCUGGGUCGCGUUCGCCGUCAUGGCUGCUGCGGCUGUUUACUGGGUCACCCAGUGCUGUGCCUCGAGGCGGGCGAAGAAGCGAGGGUACACUGAGAAGCGUCACAACAAGGGCAGCUUCUAA
Molecule: messenger RNA, 909 nt
Organism: Colletotrichum karsti
Lineage: Eukaryota; Fungi; Ascomycota; Sordariomycetes; Glomerellales; Glomerellaceae
Product: SUR7 protein
Exons: 2
Coding region: 1-909 (302 amino acids)
Biological process (GO): fungal-type cell wall organization
Cellular component (GO): cell cortex of cell tip; plasma membrane
Source: RefSeq, a predicted model, not a curated record